AUGGGAGAUUCCGUGAAACAGCUGCGAUAUGCCGACGUAGCAAUCAACCUUGGGGACCCAGUAUUCACAGGCGUCUACCACGGGAAAAAGGUCCACGACAAUGACUUAGACGAUAUCAUCCAGCGGGCUCUGGAUAUCGGCUGUCAGAAACUUAUGGUCACAGGCUCUGACUUAGACGAGUCGAGACACGCCGUAGAACUUGCCAAGGCUCAUCCUGGUAUCUGCUACGCCACUGUUGGCGUCCACCCCUGCCAAGCAAAACUCUUCGACUCGUACCCAGAAGGCCCUGAACAGAUGUUACAAGAGCUGAGGAGGCUCGCGCUCGAAGCCAAAGAAUCAGGCCAUGCCACUGCAUUUGGCGAGAUAGGUCUUGACUAUGACCGCCUCUUCUUCUCGCCCAAGGACCAGCAAUUGAAGUACUUCGAAGCACAGUUGGAUCUUGCAGUUGAGGUCCAACUGCCGCUCUUUCUGCAUUCCAGAGCUGCUAGCGAGGAUUUCGAACGGCUGCUCACUCCGCGUCUGGCGAAGUUGCCCAAGGGUGGUCUUGUUCAUAGCUUUACUGGUACUAUGGGAAGAGAUGCAGCGGCUGGUCGACUUCGAUUGGAUAUUGGGUGUGAAAUCCGGCCUUCACAUGCCUCAUAUAAACACCUUGAAGGCGCGCCGGUGUUACCGAAAUCCUUUAAAAAGGAGAAAUGGCAAAAGGGCUGCAUGGUGAAGGGUCGAAAUGAGCCUGUGACCAUAUACCAAGUUGCGCACGUAAUUGCGAGUGUGAAAGGCCUUUCUGUUGAGGAGGUUUGCGAAACUACGUGGCAAAACUCGAUAAGAAUGUUUGCCCUGGGGGAAACGUAG
Molecule: messenger RNA, 849 nt
Organism: Histoplasma mississippiense
Lineage: Eukaryota; Fungi; Ascomycota; Eurotiomycetes; Onygenales; Ajellomycetaceae
Exons: 5
Coding region: 1-849 (282 amino acids)
Cellular component (GO): cytosol
Molecular function (GO): 3'-5'-DNA exonuclease activity
Source: RefSeq, a predicted model, not a curated record